Messenger RNA from Brachypodium distachyon (stiff brome), 1666 nucleotides. Its product is annotated as putative D-cysteine desulfhydrase 1, mitochondrial. NCBI's taxonomy places the organism in Eukaryota, Viridiplantae, Streptophyta, Magnoliopsida, Poales, Poaceae. The transcript has 11 exons. Bases 170 to 1483 code for a protein of 437 amino acids. Gene Ontology annotation, molecular function: D-cysteine desulfhydrase activity. The record is from RefSeq and is a predicted model, not a curated record.
AUACCUAGCAUAGCCAUGAUUUGUUUUGGGUUUUCUUUUGGUUCACAAACAUAUCAAAACUGAAAUCUUGGCGUUUUCUCCUAAUUCAAUUAUUCAUGCGGCCCUCCCUUCCAAACCAGAGUGUGUUCUUGCUAUCCAGAUUGAUUUUUGUUUUGACUUUCUCGUGGUAAUGUCUACCUACAGAUGGGUUUGGAAUCAGAAUGACUCGCUGCUCGGUUGGCCGGGGAAACAAUCUUCAAGAGCAAUGGUCACCAAUACUUCCAUCCCCAAAUUGUUCUCCCCUCACGCCGCUAUCCGCCGACUGACCUCGACCGCUCCCAACCGUGUGGCAUUCGCUGUGUCUCCUGCCGCAGCCCAGAUCGGCAGCUUCAUUGCUGAGAAGCCCUAUACGCCGCCGUCCUGGGCCUGUGACCUCUCCCCCGUCCCGUCCCACAGCUUCACCCUCGGCCAAUUUCCAACUCCGAUUCACAAGUGGAACCUUCCGAAUUUGCCGGAAGGCACAGAAGUAUGGAUCAAGCGGGAUGAUCUUGCUGGCAUGGAACUGAGCGGCAACAAAGUUCGGAAGCUCGAAUUUCUGAUGGCAGAUGCCGUCGCGCAGGGUGCCGAUUGCGUUAUCACUGUCGGUGGUAUCCAAAGCAACCACUGCCGAGCGACUGCCAUGGCUGCCAAGUAUGUUAAUCUUGAUUGCUAUCUGAUACUAGUUACCUCCAGGCUUCUCGUGGAUGAAGAUCCUGGUUUGGUUGGUAAUCUCCUUGUGUCGAGAUUAUUGGGAGCGCACAUUGACCUUGUCUCAAAAGGAGAAUUUAGUAAAAUUGGGAGCGUGGCUUUAACUGACUUGCUAAAUAAGAGGCUUUUGGAAAAAGGACGGAAGCCUUAUGUGAUUUCUGGUGGUGGAUCCAACUCAUUGGGAAAUUGGGGAUAUAUUGAAGCUGUAAGGGAGAUUGAGGAGCAAAUUCAGUUAUCUGGUGAUGUUCAGUUUGAUGACAUUGUUGUUGCAUGCGGCAGUGGUGGAACCGUUGCUGGUCUUGCUUUAGGAUCACAAUUGAGUAGCUUAAAGACAAAGGUCCAUGGAUUCUCGGUUUGUUAUAACCCUGGAUACUUCUAUAACAAUGUUCAAGGUCUGAUUGAUGGACUUCAAUCUGGUUUGAAUUCCCAUGAUAUAGUCAGUAUUGAAGAUGCUAAGGGCUUGGGGUAUGCCAUGAACACAGCUGAGGAGCUUAAAUUUGUAAAGGAUAUAGCUGCAGCAACAGGCAUUGUGCUUGAUCCAGUCUACAGCGGGAAGGCGGCAUAUCGUAUGCUGAAAGACAUGUCCAACAAUCCAACCAAGUGGGAAGGGCGAAAGGUCCUCUUUGUCCAUACUGGUGGUCUCCUUGGGUUGUAUGAUAAGGUGGACCAGUUAUCAUCUUUCUUUGGGAGCUGGCAAAGAAUGGACCUUGAAGAAUUUGUCCAUGCAAAGAAGGCACUUGUCAGAUGUUCCGCUUGAUAUGCACUUUUCUUCUUUUAUUGAUCGGAAUUCUGGACAUUUAAUUUAUUUAGAGAGCAUUUUUCUCACAUUUGUGCACAGAAAUUCAGAAUAUAUGGCUAGUGUUGAGUAUAGUAUUAAUACAAUAUGAGAAUAAAGUGCAUCUUUCAGCCAUUUGAAAAUAAAACAUAGGGUUUUUCAUCA